Messenger RNA from Cylicostephanus goldi, 498 nucleotides. The record is from the annotation of a GenBank genome assembly. NCBI's taxonomy places the organism in Eukaryota, Metazoa, Nematoda, Chromadorea, Rhabditida, Strongylidae.
GCUGAUAUUGACACACUAUGUGUAGCACCAAGGCAUGUUGAUCGGCAAGACUUUUUUGGGUCAUUCUAUGAAAUGCUCAAAGAGGAUGAGAAUGUCACUGAUCUGCAUGCAGUAGAAGACGCUUUCGUUCCUGUAAUCAAGCUCAAAUAUGCCGGAAUCGAGCUUGAUAUCCUCUUUGCUAGAUUAGCAUUGAAAGAAAUACCGGAUGAUCAAACGUUAAACGAUGACAUGUUGUUGAAGAAUCUUGAUGACAAAAGCAUACGUUCGCUAAACGGAUUUCUUGGCGGAGUGACAUGGGCUAUUUUGGUGGCAAGGACAUGCCAGCUAUAUCCCAACGCUUCUCCAUCGAAGCUCCUGUUAAAGUUCUUUCUUGUCUUUGUCACAUGGGAAUGGCCAUUACCAGUAGUGUUGAAAGACAUGGAUUCUGCCAAUCGUCCGGAUAUUGGGAACUUGCAAGAGCUAGUAUGGGAUCCUCGUAUUCGUGGUUCAGACAGGUGA